Messenger RNA from Trichobilharzia regenti, 1713 nucleotides. NCBI's taxonomy places the organism in Eukaryota, Metazoa, Platyhelminthes, Trematoda, Strigeidida, Schistosomatidae. The record is from the annotation of a GenBank genome assembly.
AUGAAAUUAGUUUUCACUAGUAAAGCAUGCAUACUUAUACAAGAAAUCUAUUUGGAUGGUCCAGUAGCUACUGAUGGACGUCUUAGACCUGGUGAUCAGUUGCUUGAGGUAAAUGGAAGUUUAUUGACACAUGUAACACAUGCUGAAGCUCAUCAUCUUUUAACAACUCCGUCCACUAUAGUACAAUUCACUGUUUUUCGUGAACCAGUUUCCCUGAACGCUCAACAAUCUCAACCACAAUAUCAACAAGAAAUAUUCUAUGUUAAAUUGUGUAAACGUCAGGGGAAAGUGCUUGGAAUUAAACUUGUUGGGAAAAAGCACUUACCAGGACUUUAUGUACUAGAACUUGUCGCCGGUUGUGAAGCAGAUCUUGAUGGAAGAAUGAAAAAAGAUGAUCGUAUAUUGGAAAUCAAUGGAAUAGAUUUAGAAAAUGGAACACAAGAACAAGCAGCUCAAAUAAUUAAUUCUGUUUCAGAUUAUGUUAUCUUCAAAAUAAGUCGACGAAAUCGUUCAGAUACACCAGACAUUUUAAGAACAACAACGGAUUCUGAAGAAAAGCUAGAGAAUAGUCUAUUAACGCUAGAAUCAUUACAGCUGAGUUCAUCGGAUCAUCCGAAUAAACAGGAUUCAUCAAAUAUUAGUCAUCAUAAUUUUGCAUGGUCUAACAGUUUAGAAGAUCGUGACACAAAUGCUUCAAGUACACAUUCAACUACAGAGCUGAUACGUCCUUCAACUGAACAAAAAUUAGCCUGUUAUAAUCCUACAAUACCAAAUUCAACUGGUACAGUAAAUGAUGACAGCAAUUUGAGUAAAAUGAAUAUUUGUAAAGAACCACGUAAUCGAUCUAAUUCACUGGAUUCAGUUAUUGCAUUCAAUUCACGUACUCAUCAAAAUAGCACAAAUAGAUUGCCGAAACAAUUUAUUUCAACCUCCGCAGAACCACCAUCCUGUCAAGAAAGAACUAUUGUUGUAAAUAAGGGUCCAGAAGAACCUUUAGGCAUAUCAAUUGCUGGAGGACGUCAAUCACAGCGUGGAGAUACACCUAUAUAUGUAACGAACAUAAGUUCUGAAUGUGUUCUCGGUCGUUCAAAGCUGAUUCAACGAGGUGAUAUUCUAUUAGAAGUUAAUGGUGUUGGUCUAGUUGGUCUUACGCAUCAUGAAGCUGUUGAAGUUCUCCGACAAAUAAGUCUAAUGCAAACACGGAUACAGUUGCGUGUCAUUACAGCUCCCGAGACAAGUGAUGGUCCAGAAAACUUUAUGCCUUCUUGGACAUAUUGGCUUCGAUUACCACCAAUUUGUCAACUGGCUCGAGUAAUUCUUCUUCGUCGAGAAAGUAGUAGUACGCCUAGUUUUAGUGGUUGUUCUUUUUCACAACCACUCGGUUUCAGUAUUGUUGGUGGUUUGGGUCAUGAUCAAGGGAUAUCAGGCCAAUCGAAUUCAAAUACGUCUGAUGGGAAAAUUAUUAAAUCAUCUCCAAAAGUCACCGCCAAAGUUGGUUACUCUAACCUUUAUCCUUGUCCAAUUGUGAUAAAAUCUAUAGUUCCUGGACUCCUUGCCCAUAAAGACGGUCGACUAAAGUGUGGUGAUCUUAUCUUAGCUGUGAAUAACAUAUCAAUGCUGAAUAUUCCUCAUUCAUCUGCAGUUCGUUUGUUAAAAAAGGCAACUGGUGAUGUUGUUCUACAAGUGAUUUCUUGGCCUGGUACAAUUGUUUGA